Molecule: messenger RNA, 216 nt
Organism: Colletotrichum orchidophilum
Lineage: Eukaryota; Fungi; Ascomycota; Sordariomycetes; Glomerellales; Glomerellaceae
Exons: 1
Coding region: 1-216 (71 amino acids)
Source: RefSeq, a predicted model, not a curated record
AUGUGGAGCAGCGAGCUUGGACUUGCCAUGUUGCUAGAGACACAAGAGGACGACAUCGGGCGUGGAUCCGGGGCACAGGCGGGGAAGAUCCCGAAGCUGAAACAAUCCGAAGUCGUCGAUGCUCUCGGUGAACGGUACAUUUCCCCGCGGAGCGGUGCGUCGAGGACCGACGACCAGGUUCGAUGUCGAUGCGCAACCUCUCCGGGCGUGGUGUAG